Messenger RNA from Desarmillaria tabescens, 1149 nucleotides. RefSeq names its product phosphoribosyltransferase-like protein. The coding region runs from base 124 to 1116 and encodes 330 amino acids. Gene Ontology annotation, cellular component: ribose phosphate diphosphokinase complex; cytoplasm. Lineage: Eukaryota; Fungi; Basidiomycota; Agaricomycetes; Agaricales; Physalacriaceae. The transcript is spliced from 7 exons. Gene Ontology annotation, molecular function: magnesium ion binding; ribose phosphate diphosphokinase activity. The record is from RefSeq and is a predicted model, not a curated record. Gene Ontology annotation, biological process: purine nucleotide biosynthetic process; 5-phosphoribose 1-diphosphate biosynthetic process; ribonucleoside monophosphate biosynthetic process.
UCUAAAUCACUUUCACUUUUCUCUUUCUCGAGGGUCAAUAGACCUUCAGAUUUCCAGGCGACACGUCGCAGCUCUAUCCUUCCUUGAUUUCCAUGCAAUAAUCUAUAUCUCUUUCUAUUCAUUAUGUACCACAAUAACGCCAUCAGAAUCCUGACUGGAAACAGCCACCGGGAGCUCGCCCAGGCUGUGGCCGAGCGGCUCAAUCUCCCCCUCGUUCCAUGCACCGUCAAAAACUUUUCUAAUGGAGAAAUCAACGUCAAAAUAUCCGAAUCCGUUCGAGACGAGGACGUUUUUAUCAUUCAAUCCGGAUGCAGCGAUGUCAACGAUAACCUGAUGGAGCUGCUUAUCCUCAUCUCAGCCUGUAAGACAGCUUCAGCCAAACGGAUCACAGCCGUUAUUCCCUGUUUUCCCUAUGCACGAAUGGACAAAAAGGAUAAGUCUCGUGCUCCGAUUACGGCGAAAUUGGUAGCGAACAUGCUCGUCGUUGCCGGGUGUGACCAUGUUAUCACGAUGGACCUUCAUGCCAGUCAGAUCCAGGGUUUUUUCGAUAUCCCGGUGGAUAAUUUAUGGUCGGAACCACUGAUGCUCACGUAUAUCAAGCGGGAGAUAGAGGGAUGGCAAAACGGGAUCAUUGUUAGUCCGGAUGCGGGGGGCGCAAAGCGGACUACGGCUAUUGCGGAUAAGCUUGGCGUAGAAUUCGCAUUGAUCCACAGAAAGCGCGAUGGAAAAAAUGAGAAUGCGCCCGAACGAAUGGAGAUACUUGUCGGAGACGUUAAAGACAAGGUGGCCAUUCUGGUUGAUGAUAUGAUCGACACCGGUCACACGCUAACAUUGGCUGCCGAGACGUUGCAUGAGAAAGGGGCGAAAUCAGUUCAUGCUCUCAUAUCGCACGGUCUACUGUCAGGAACUAAUCUUGGCGCUAUUAAUGAUUUGCCGAUAGAGCAACUAGUAGUGACGAACACAGUUCCUCAGGCGGAACAUCUUGCCCAAUUUCCCAAACUUACCGUCAUAGAUAUAGCCCCUACAAUCGCGGAAAGUAUUCGCCGGACUCACAACGGUGAAAGUAUCAGCCUGCUGUUCGGCGAAUGGGCUGAGGACAGGAAUAGGGCUGUAUAAAUAAUUGGCUCGAUAUGGAUUAGAAGAGAUGGU